AUGGGUCUCAACUACUAUGCCUCGUCACCCACCGUCGUCCUGCAGCCCCAACAGCCGCAGGGUUACUUCUCACCUCACCAGCGCGCCCAUUCGCCGUCAACCAUGGGUAAAUUCCGUCCGAAGCAUCCUACUCCACCGUCGCUCAACUAUCUAGCUGCUGUCUCCAAUGCCACAGCUGGGCGCAAACGAUCCAUUGCCGACGUUGACGAUCCCGAAGAGAACCAACCAACUGGAUCUGUCGCCAUUCCUGCCCCCAUCAAGUCUCGGGGCGAGCCCGUCUACGGCCCGGGGAUGACGCUCAUCUACCCUGACGAACCUGGCUAUAGCAUCGCGGCCGAGUCGCAAUCCGGCACGUGGUACGAAGAGAAGAAGGAAGCUGAAGAGAAGGCUGCAGCUCGUCCAAUCGCAAUCUCGCGCAAGUCGCAACGCGUCAGUCCGUCUCGCGACGUCGUUGUCCCAUCUCUCAACGAUAUGGAGUCUCAGAUCAGCGAGGCCAUCAUCGACGACAACGGCAAUACGAUCAACACACUCAUCACCUCGCUGGGUGUAGGCUGGAAGAACAUCAUGACCAACCCCAACCUGCGCGACCAGGCACGCGCGUACGCACGCUUCAUCGAGCGCCACUUCGACUUCACCGACGUGAUUGUCAUGCUCGAGAAGGAGUCGCUCAACGCAUAUCUUGUGCGCGCGAAGCAACACGGUGUGCAGGGCUACUGGCUAUUCGCAGACACACUCAAGUGGUGCCAGCUUGUCGGCUGGUCCCUUGAGCGCGCCGUUCCGAACCUCAUGUCCGGACCUGUACCUCACUGCGAGGGCGACCGCAUCAACGCCCGCGACUCUUCCCCGUCUGAGCCCGUAAUACCAACCCUUCAGGCUGUCAUCGCACCCGCCGCUGUUGCCGGCGACGUGAUGGAGAUGUGA
Messenger RNA from Didymella exigua CBS 183.55, 921 nucleotides. RefSeq lists its product as uncharacterized. NCBI's taxonomy places the organism in Eukaryota, Fungi, Ascomycota, Dothideomycetes, Pleosporales, Didymellaceae. The coding region runs from base 1 to 921 and encodes 306 amino acids. The record is from RefSeq and is a predicted model, not a curated record. The transcript has a single exon.